AUGAAGGCUGCUCAAUCACUCGCUCUUGGCCUCGCCGUUCUCGCUCCCCUAGCUUCUGCUUGGCCUAAAUGGCUUCCGGAUGUCGAUGCCCUGGUUGUGCGCCAGAACGACGAAUCUUCCGCACCCGCCGCAACUGAGACCCCCGCCUCCAGAACAGGGGCCACGGCAACACCAACUGCCACGGGGACCGCAGAGGGAACGAGGACCGGCGGUGCGAGGACCACUAACCUCAACACUGCUCAGGGUUCUACUGGGACAGGCACAGCGAGAGGUACACAGACGGGUACUGGCACCAGGACCGGCACCGGCCAGUCCAAGUCGACUGCCUUCGACGAAACGGAUCCCCAGGGUUCUGUUGUCAUGAUUACACCCGCAGCCACGGCACAGUCUAUCAACUUGUACAAAAUCGGAGACUUUGUCACCUGGGGAUGGAACUACACGAACCUCCAGGCUACGCCCACCGCCAUCGACGUCCUCGUUUCCUGCUCUUCCAUGGCCCAGACCUGGACGCUCACCCAAAACAUGAGUUUCGCCCAGCCCGCCUCUUUCACCUGGGACUCGAGCGUGCAGAAGACCGACGCCUCGGCGCCGCUGCGCAACGACGAGUACACCCUUGUCAUUUACGAUGCUGAAUCGAGCGUCAGUGCAACUGCUGCCGCCGGCUACUUGGGCGUCUCCAACAGCUUCAAGUUCGGCAUGUACUUGCCCCAAGAAUACAAGCCUCUGAACGAGUGGAACUGCGCAGUUUGCAAGUCGGCGGCGCCCUCUUUGAACAGCAAGGCAAUUGGUAUGGCUGUGGGCAUGAGCAUGGUCACCGUCGCCAGCUUUACGUGGUUCGUAGCGGGACUCGGCAUGUUUUAA
This is a messenger RNA of Colletotrichum higginsianum IMI 349063, 861 nucleotides long. RefSeq lists its product as uncharacterized. NCBI's taxonomy places the organism in Eukaryota, Fungi, Ascomycota, Sordariomycetes, Glomerellales, Glomerellaceae. The transcript is spliced from 2 exons. The record is from RefSeq and is a predicted model, not a curated record. Bases 1 to 861 code for a protein of 286 amino acids.